GGUACUACUAAAAUUGAAAAGAAUGAAGCUGAAGCAAACAAUUAAACUUUUUUUUAUUGUUAUUACACGUGAAUCUUUUUUACUAGUUAUGAAUUUUUUUUAUCCACUAAUAAAAAACUUUUUUCACAUGGUUUUUUCACGUUUUUUUUAUAUGUAUACAUUUUUUAAAAUAUUGAUGAAUUUUUUUAUGUGAUAAUUAUGUAAACAAGUCAUUUUUUUUAUAAAAUAAAUAUUUCC
Messenger RNA from Rhizophagus irregularis DAOM 181602=DAOM 197198, 237 nucleotides. The record is from RefSeq and is a predicted model, not a curated record. Lineage: Eukaryota; Fungi; Glomeromycota; Glomeromycetes; Glomerales; Glomeraceae.